GGCCCGGAGGUGACGCGGCGGGCGCGGCGAUGGCGGCGGCUGCGGAGGAGGCGCGGCUGCUGGCCUGGCUGCGCGGCCCGGCGGCGCCCGGCGGCCCCGAGCUCGCCGCUUAUGUGUCGGAGCUGGCGGCGCUGGGGCUGGCGGAGCUGGGCCGGGAGCCGGCGCGGUUGGCGGCGGAGCGGGCGCGGGUCGGGGCCGAGACGCGCCGCCUCGCCUUCGAGCACUACCGAGCCUUCAUCCGCUCCGCCGAGUGCACCGGCCGCGCCGGCCGCGGCUUCGGCGGCAUCGAGAGCCGCCUCGGCAGCCUGCUGGAGCGGCUGCCCGCGCUGCAGGACGCCUGCCGGACCUUCAUGCGCGAUGCCGAAGCCAUUGCCUGCAGCCGGCGCAUGAACAGCCUGACCCUGAACCGGCACACGGAGAUCCUGGAGAUCCUGGAGAUCCCGCAGCUCAUGGACACCUGUGUCCGGAACGGCUACUACGAGGAGGCGCUGGAGCUCACGGCCUACGUGCGCAGGCUGGAGAGGAAGCACAGCAACAUCCCCGUUAUCCAGAGCAUCGUGGAGGAGGUGCGCCAGUCAGCCCAGCUGAUGCUGAACCAGCUGAUCCAGCAGCUGCGCACCAACAUCCCGCUGCCCGCCUGCCUGCGCGUCAUCGGCUUCCUGCGCCGCAUGGACGUGCUCACCGAGGCCGAGCUGCGUGUCAAGUUCCUGCAGGCGCGGGACGCCUGGCUGCGCUCCACGCAGGCCUCCAUCCCCGAGCACGACCCCUACGUGCACAUCACCAAGACCAUCGAGGCCUGCCGCGUGCACCUGUUCGACAUCGUCACCCAGUACCGCGCCAUCUUCUCGGACGAAGAGCCGCUGGUGCCAGCCGAGGCGGCGGCGCCGGGCGAGGGGGCCAUCUUCCACAGCUGGGUGCUACAGAAGGUCUCCGAGUUCCUGCGGACGCUGCGGCGCGACCUGGAGCGCGGCGUGGGGGGCCGGCUGGACUCGCUGCUGGGGCAGUGCAUGUACUUCGGGCUGUCCUUCAGCAGGGUGGGCGUGGAUUUCCGCGGGCAGCUGGCCCCCCUCUUCCAGCGCGUGGCCGCCGACACCUUCCGCAAGGCGGUGGAGGAGGCGGUGGAGAAAUUCCGGGAGGAGAUGAAUUCCUACACGCUGAUCUCGGCUCCAGCCGUGCUGGGGGGCGGUGCAGGAGUGCCGGUGCCCACAGCCCAGCCUGGGACGCUGCAGCCCCCCAUGGUGCUGCUGGACUUCCCACCCCUUGCCUGCUUCCUCAACGGGCUCCUUGUUGCCUUCAAUGAUCUGCGGCUCUGCUGCCCCAUCGCCCUGGCACAGGACGUCACCGCCUGCCUGGACAGUGCCCUUGGUGAGGUGACCAAAACCAUCUUGGCCUUCCACCGUGCUGAGGAGGCAGCUUUCAGUGGGCGGGAGCAGGAGCUCUUUACCCAGUUUUGCACAGCCUUCCUGGAGGACCUGCUGCCCUACCUGAACCGCUGCCUCCAGGUGCUUUUCCCUCCAACACAGAUUGCACAGGCACUGGGCGUGGACGAGCUGGGGAUGCCUGUGAGCUGGGAGGCGUCGGGCUGGGCCGCCCGGAUCAUCCAGCACGAGAUGGACCACCUGGAUGGGAUCCUCUACAUCGACCGCAUGGACCCCCGCACCUUCACCAACGUGGGCUGGAGGGAGCAGCUGGACUGAGCCUGGGCGAAGAACCAGCGCAGCUCUGGGGCUCCCACUCAGCUUUAUUGCAGCCAAUACAGACCUGUGGCCUCA
Molecule: messenger RNA, 1772 nt
Organism: Serinus canaria (Common canary)
Lineage: Eukaryota; Metazoa; Chordata; Aves; Passeriformes; Fringillidae
Gene: COG8
Product: component of oligomeric golgi complex 8
Exons: 5
Coding region: 30-1697 (555 amino acids)
Biological process (GO): intra-Golgi vesicle-mediated transport
Cellular component (GO): COG complex
Molecular function (GO): peptide deformylase activity
Source: RefSeq, a predicted model, not a curated record